Gamsiella multidivaricata is the source of this 1106-nucleotide messenger RNA. RefSeq lists its product as uncharacterized. The coding region runs from base 48 to 971 and encodes 307 amino acids. The transcript has 2 exons. Lineage: Eukaryota; Fungi; Mortierellomycota; Mortierellomycetes; Mortierellales; Mortierellaceae. The record is from RefSeq and is a predicted model, not a curated record.
GUUCAAUUGUAGUCAGCGCGGCUAUUGUGCUAUCAUGGAGUCCAGAGAUGACGGACGACCAGUCCAUUCUCGGAUCAUUGUUGUUGGCGAGAAUGAUUGGCUUGUCUUCAAUCUCGCUGACAAACGAUUUUGAGAUAAAAGGUCAGUCCAUUCCCCACGCAAUGGUCCUCUGUGCUAUUCUCAACCUCAAGCCUUUUAUUGCAAUGCCAUCCAUCUCUGGCCAAGUCGUUUCCUCGUCUAGACAAGCUGCAGGUCUUCCUGUUCCCAUCGAAAUUGGACCCAACAGCCGUCUAAUUAUCCAGUUGCUCGACGUCUCUUUGAUGGAUGCCCCUUCUGUGACCCUCAGUGAGGAGACCAUCUCUACUGGUCCCUCCGGACACUUGCGCUUCCCGAUCCCAUACAGCUUGAGCUACGACCCCAGCCAGAUUCAGCCGUACCAGAGCAUCUCUAUCUCUGCCAGUGUCGUCGAUACAUCUGUAGACGACGAGACCCUUACCUGGAUCUCGACCAUCAGGCACUCGGUCCUCACUCAGAACAAUCCUUCGAACAAUAUCGAUAUCGAGAUCGAGUUUAUUGCAGAUCGCGCUCCUGCACCAUGGAGCACGCUCUCAGGCACGAUUGUCGCGUCGGAAAAAGCGGAAGCACUGGGCUCUGAUGGGAUCGGCAUUGGUCCUAAUAGCAAGAUCCUGGUUCAGCUCCGAGACGUUUCGCUGAUGGACGCGCCCUCAGUCUUGAUAAGCGAGCAGGUCAUCACAACCGAACGAGAGGAAACCAAGGCCUUCCCGAUCAAGUUCUCUCUCCAGUUUGACUCCAAGGCCAUCAACGAGCGCAACAUGUACUUUGUUAGUGUUCGAAUUCAAGACUUGCAGUCGGACGACUUGAAGUGGAUUUCGAUGUCUUCGCAUGCAGUCUUGACGGGAGGAGAACCGAGUGAUGAUGUUGUGGUUGAUCUGGACCUCAUUCGGUCGUAAACCGCUUUUGAAGCAGCGACACACUGACCAUGAUAUAAUAAAAGAAAAUGCACAAAAUGACGUGCUGCAAUUCUGUAGACCGCUCUGCGUUGGAUAGCGUCGACAUAGGAUCGGGGACCUACAUCAAGACAAAGU